AUGCAAAAUAAAAAAUAUCUAGACUAUAAUAAAUUAAAAAAAAAUGACAGAUUAAAAAAGAAUAUAAAAGUAAUUGACUCAAUAUUAUUAAGUAAUUUUAAUAAUGAAAAAAAAUUAAAUUUAAUAAAUAACUACUUUAGUUUAUGCUCUAAUAAUGAACGUGAUGCGUUCAUAUAUAAAUUAAAAAAAAAAAAAAAGGAAAAAUUACGAAAAAAAAUUAACCAAAACAAUAUAAAAUUAAAUUUAUAUAAUUUAAAAAAUUUUGAAUAUAGAAAUAAUUACACGUUUACACAAAUAAAACAUAAUCAAGAAGACUUCUUUAAAGAUAUAAUAAAAAUUAAAGAGAAAGAAAAAAAAGAUAAUUCAAAACAUGAAGUCAUAAAUAUGUUAAACUACAAUGUUAAUAAACUUAAUGAUUUAGAUAUAUUAAAAAGUGAAAAUGAAAGAAUAAACAGAUAUAAUUACAUGGAAGAUAAAAAAAACCAUUAUGAAAAUGAAGAUGAAGACAAAGAAGAAGAAUAUAUAAAAGAAGAAAAUAAAGACGUAAAGGAAGAUGAAAGUGAAAAAGAAGAUGAAAAAGAUGAAAAUGAGAAUAAAGUAAAAGGAAAUAAAGGUGAUGAGGAUGAAAAAGUAGAAAAUAAACAAGAGAAAGAUGAAAAAAAAUCAGAAGAAAAAAGAAAUGAAAUGCCUUUAUAUAAUGAAGAAAAGUAUAUUGGUGAUGUUUAUAAUUAUGAAUAUGAAGAUUUAAUAAGUAACAAAACUAAAAAUUUAUAUUCAGAAAUAAAUCAAGUAAACUUAAAUGAAUUACAGAGUUCUAUUAAGAAGAAGAAAAAAAAAAAGAAAAAAAAAAGUGAUAUUUUGUUUGAAUAUAAUAAAUAUGACAAAAAAAAAAGAUUGAAGGAAUAUAAUGAUUCUUAUAAAAAAAUAAGCAAUGUAGACAAUUUUAAUAAAAUGAAAAAAAAAUCAUCUAGCAUAAGUGAAGAAAAAAAAUUUAGUUCAUUCUUUAAUAUUAAUGAUAUGGAUAAACAUAUGAGUGAUAUUUCAAAUGAUGAUUUAAAAAAUAAUGUGGAAAUAAAUUCUCAUAAUGAAGAUAGUUUAUCUACAAAUAAAGAGCCAUCUUCUUUAAAUGAUAUAAAAAAAUUAAAUAAAGAAAAAAAAAAGAAAACACAUUCAUAUGAUAAACAAAAUAAGUAUAAGAAUAACCAUAGUGGAAAUGAUUAUAAAAGUCAUAUUCAGUAUGAUAAACAUAAAAUGAAUACACUUGAUAACGAAUCAUGGAAUGAAUCAUUGAAAGGUGAUGACAAUUCAAGUGAAUAUUCUAAUUACGAAAAAAAUAUAUCAAAAUUUGAUUCAAAAAAAAAAAAAAAAAAAAAAAAUAUUAAUGAAAAAAAUAAUGAUAAAUUACUUAAUUAUUGCACGUAUGAUUACUCUAAUAAAGAGAAUGAUGAUAACGAAUUAUCAUUAGAGAAAAAAAAAAAUAUAUAUAUAAAUGAAAAUUUAUCUAUUAAAGAUAAUGUUUAUGAAAGUUUUGUUAAAGAAUAUAAAAAUCUUCAAUCUUUAUUUUCUUAUAAGAAUAAAAUAGAUGAUCAUUAUAGUCCCUUUUCCAAUAUAAAUGAAAAUCUAGAUGAAAAAAAUUUUAAAAAUGAAAAUACUUUAAUAGAAAAUAAUAUUAAUAAGUUAUUCUCUUCUUCUCAUGAAAAUAAUUCUAAGAAAAUUUUUAUUAAUUAUAUAAAUACCGAAGAUAUAGAUACUUUUGAAAUAAAUAAAAAAAGUAGUAAAUUUGAAUCCUUAGAUAAUUUUAAUUAUGAUAACAACUUAAAUCAAAUAAAUGAAUCACAAAGACUAUAUAGUGUAAUCAGCAAUGACACUUUUAAAUUCAGUCAGGGAUAUACUGAAAGAAGUUCACAUAAAGAAAGUAAUUCAUUUUUAAAAAAAAAAAAAAAAAAAAAGGAAGAUAAUAGUAAGUCUAAGCAAAUAAAGCUAAUGACCAAGAGAAAUAAAUAUUCGCAUAAUAUUAAACUUGGGGAUCAUAGCGAAUCGUAUCAUUAUAAUUUUAAAAAAUUAGAUACUUUUCCGAGUUCAUUAAACUUUUAUAAUAUAACGUCAAAAAGUAGAGGUAAAUUUAAUUCAGAAAUGAGUAAAUCUUUUUGCAUUUCAAAUAGUUGUAAUAAAAUAUUUUACAAUGAUAAUAAUUGUGAAAAUGAAACAAUAAAUUCCAAAAAAGUGUCUAAAACAAAAAUGAGUAAUGAGCACAACUUGAAUGAUUCUAGCUUAACUUUUAAUCGAAAUUUUUUUAAAGAUCAUACAUAUGAAGAACAAAAAAAAAAAAAAAAAAAAAUGAGUGAACACAUUUCAAACUAUUUCAAUGAUUCUUAUUUUAUUGAUAAGAAUUCAAUGUUUUCAAUAAAUGAUCAACGCGAUUUUACAGAUAAUGAUAUUCCAAACAAGAAUGAAUAUAAAAAAAAAAGAAAAAGUACUCAAGAGUUAAUCGACGAGGAUUUCACAACAGAAAAUAGUAAUAUUAGCGGUGAUAAUAAUAUUAAGAGUAAUGAUGAGGAUAAUAAAAAAAUAAAGAAAAAUAAAGAAAAAAAAGGCCAAAUGAAUAAUGGACUAAUUAAAAAAAAAAAGAAUUUGAGGUAUAGAAAAAAAACAAAUUUCCCUGUUGAAGAAAAAUUUAAAAGUUAUAAUAUUUCAAAAGAGCAAUAUAUAUUAAAUUAUAAUAAUAACAAUUUUAAUUCUAUUCUAGAAAAAAAAAAUAAAGAAAAUGAUAAUAGAAAUAUAUUUAAAUAUUUUAAAACAGACAACACUGAAGAAGGCGAAGAAACAGAAGAAAAUAUAAAAGGUGAAGAAUUAGGAGUAGAAGAGAUAAAAAAAUUCAACAAAGAUUUUAAAGAAGAAAAUAAAGAUGAAAAUGUUAACGAAUUUUUUAAUUCAAUAAUAGAAAAUAAUGUUUCAAAAAAAAAGAAAAAGGAAUAUAGUUUAUUAAAAGAAACUAUGGUAAAAGAGAAAAAAAAAGAAAAAGAAAAAGAAAAAGAAAAAAAGGAAAAGCAAAAUUCCCAAAAUAUUUCAAAAAUGAAAAUAGACGAAGAUGCAAAUUUGGAAAUAGAAAUAUCAAAAAAUGAACCAUUACAAGAUGACUUUUUAAAAAAUGAAAAUUUAGAAAAAAAAAAAGAAAUAUAUACAAGACAUGCUUCUGAAGAAAAAAAUAAAAAAAGGCAGAGUAAUGUUAAAGAAGAAGAAACUUGUUUCAAAAUCAAUGAUCAAGGAUAUGAAAAAAAAUCACUUUCUCCUAACUUAAAAGGGUAUGAUUAUGAAAAUAAUGAAGGAAAACAAACUAAUUUAGAAGAAAAUAAUUUAAAAAUGAGUAAUAUAUAUUUUAACAACAUAAAAAAAAAUGAUACAAAACAAGAAAAAAUUAGAAAUCAAUAUAAAAAAAAUAAUAAUAAUUUGAUAAAUGAUAAUUCUCAAUGGAAUAAAAAUAAUUUAGAUGAAUUUUUUUCAAAUAAUAAUUUUUUUCACAUAAAAGGAAUAAAAGAAAAAAAAAAUAGUAUGUCAAAUUUUGUUAUAAAAGGAGAUAUUUCAGAUAAAACUGAUGAAAGAGGUGAUAUUGACAUAAAAAUAGAAAAAAAAAAUACAUAUGAUGAUCCUAAUAAAAUUAAUUAUAAAAACAUUGGAAGUAGUAAAAUAGAUGAUUUUUUAGGCUUUCAUAAAAAAAAUAAUGAAGUUAUUAAUUUUUAUAACAAUUUCAUCAAUGAAGGUAAGGAGAACAUUAAUAAUAGUAGUAAUGAUAGUAAUAAUAAUUACAAUUAUAAUGUCAGUGAUCAAGAUAUUAUUAGUAAUAAAAAUAAAAUUCUUAAUAAUAAUAAUAAUGACGAUGAUGAUAAUAAUAAUAAUAAUAAUAAUAAUAAUAAUAAUGACGAUGAUGAUAAUAAUAAUAAUAAUAAUAAUUAUAAUAAUAUUAUUAAUAAUAAUAAUAAUAACAAUAAUAAUAUUAAUAAUAAUAAUAAUAUUAAUAAUAAUAAUAAUAUUAAUAAUAAUAAUAAUAACAAUAACAAUAAUAAUAAUAAUAAUAAUAAUAAGGAUAUCAAUGAUGAUGUUGAUAAAAAUGACAUUAGUACAAAAAAUUUUAAAAAUAUUAAAAACAUAUUAUUAUCAUUAGAGUUAAAUAAUGAGGAAAAAAUUGAUAAGAUUAGAAAAUUAUUAUUUUAUUCGUCAUAUGAAGAAAAAAAAUAUAUAAUGAAUGAAGUAUUAAAUAUUUUAUAUAUCUAUCCUCAAUUAUAUAAUACAUGUAUAGUUAGCCUAUUUUAUAUAUUCAUUUUAGAUAAUGAAACAUUUGAAAAGAAUUUUAAACCAGAUGAUUUAAUUUAUAUAUUUAACGAUAAGAUAGAUUUCAGAUACGCAGAAUGGUUUCUUAAAACAUAUCUUUUUUAUAAAUAUAAAUUUUCAAAUGCAACAUAUUCAAAUGAAUAUUAUAAAAAAUGUUUUAAAAAAAAUUAUUUGAAGGAUAAUAUGAAUAAUGAGGUAUAUAAAGAAAGCUUAAAAAAUAUGAACGAAAAGAAAUAUAAAAAAAAGCUGUAUUCUAACAAUUUUUAUAAAGGUAAAAAAAAAGUAAUAAUAAUGAAAAAUAAAAAUUUUGAUAAUUUUUUUGAAGGCUAUAAUUCAAACAUUGAUUCAUCUGAUAAUUUUUUUUGCGAAUUUUCUGAUGUUGAAAAAGACUUUUAUACAUUUUGGAAAAAUUUAGAAAAUUUAAAAUAUGUAGGCUAUAAUGAAUGUAAAAUAUUAUUAAAAAUUUGUUUAAAAAAUGAAAAAGAAAAAAAUGUUAAUAAAAUUAGCUCUACAAAAAUUCGAGAUUUAGUUGUUUCUAUAUGGUGUAAUAUACCGUCUUCGAAACCGAAAAAAUCCUUCGUUAAAUUAAUAUAUAAUUGGAUAAAUAAUAAAAAAGACGAUUUGAAUAAAAAAAAAAAUUUAUUUUUUUUAUUAAGAGCAGAAAAAGAACAUAAUCCUAAUUUAUCCAAAAUAUGCUUUACUUAUUUUCUGAAUUUUUUAAUUAAAUAUAAAGAGAAUUGUUCAAAUGAUAUUAUAUAUACCUUAUAUUUAAUAGAGCCCGAUGAAUUAAUGAAUUAUUCAAAAAAAUUUUUUCAAAAUCAUAAAAUUAAUUUUAAUCAAUUUAUAUCUAUUUGGAACAUCAUGUGCAUUUUAUUUUGGGACACGAAAAAAAUAAGUCAUUUCACUUUUUUUCAAAAAAAUGAAUAUUACUAUUAUGAUUUCAUGCUUAUUUUUUUAAAAACAUUUUAUGAAUAUAUUUGUUUAAAUAAUGAUAUGAAGGAGAAAAUGAAGUUAAAUUUAAAAAAAAAGUUUUUGCCUGAUCAUUGUAACAAUACUAAGGAUAAAAAAAAGAAAAACGUGAUUUCUCAUAAAAAUAUUUCUUAUACUUCAUCUAAAGAGGAUUUUUUAGUUACUAACACUAUGAAUAAAGAAGAAAUUAAAGAAGAAAAUGAAUAUUUAAAUCUUUUUGAUAUUGAAAACAUUAUAAAUAAUUUUAAUUUUAAUGACUUUGUAAACAAUGAGAUAAAAAGAGAAAACUAUUUUGAUAUAUAUUUCAAUGGAUACUUAUUUAAUAAUGAUCAUAAUUGUGAAAAAAUAAAUGAAUGGAAAAGUAAUGAUUAUACUAAUGAAAAUAUAAAUAGUAGUGUAUUAUCAUGUAAUUUAACUUUGCAAAAUAACAGGGAAUGCAGUAAUUUUAUGAGUGGUAAUAAUGAAAUAGAAAAUUUAAUUUUUUUAGGUAUUUGUAUAAAAAUUGUGGUAUGUAGAAUUUCUUGUCUUUUAAAUGCAAAGUCAUGUUUAAAACAAUUUCAUUAUUUCUUAAAUCAUAAAAUAUUGGGUCUGAAAACUUUUAAAUAUUCAUAUGUAGUUUUAGUAUAUUUCAUUCCAUUUUUCAAAAAAUAUUUUUUUUUAUGGAGAUUUAUUGAGCAUGAAAUCGAUUAUGAAAUUAUGAGUUUAAUUAAAGAAAUUAUAAAAGAUUUAGAAAAUAUUCAGAAUGAUAAUAAUGAAUCAAAUAUUAGUAAUUAUAAUAUCUAUAAUAAUUCCAAUAACAUAAAAGAAAUACAUAAUUCUAGCGUAGUCAGCAACCCGAUAAACUGCAAUCAUUUAUCCUCUUUAUCUAAUAUCUCGCCAUUUGAUGAAAAUAACAAUAUCAAAAGUGAAAAAAAUAAUUUUAAAAAUGAUAUUUUCCUAAAAGAGGAAGAGAAAAAAAUGAGAAAUCUCAAAGAUAUCAAUAUAAAUCUUGGCAAUAAUUAUUAUUCUAAUAAGAAUAAUUAUUUCGUCGACACAAAAAACAGCAGGGACAAUAAAUUUGACAAUAUAGAUAGUAGGGUAAAUAAGAAUUUUAGUAAUAAUAUUAGCAAUAAAAUUUAUAAUAUAAAUAAUGAAGUAAGUAAUAAAUUUAAUAGUAUUAAUAAUAAAUAUGAUGUUGAUAUUUUUUUUGAAGAAAAUUUAAAAAAUGAAAAAUUAAAAUCAAAAAAAAAUUAUUCAUUAAAGAAACGUUCAGAAGAAAACUUAGAAAAAAUGAAUAAUAAUUCUUAUUCAGAUUUUCAGUUUUUUUUUAAUAAAAGGGAUUCAGAAAAACACAUUGCUAAUAAUCAUUUAUUUAAAAAUUAUAAAGGUGAACAUAAUAGUGUUAACAAGAAUACAUUAGAGAAUAACAACGUUAAAGACUAUGCAACGAAUUUAGGUUUCAGUAAGUUAGGAGAUGAUCAUUUUUUAUCAAAAAAAAAUAUUUCUAAUAUGAAAAAUUGUGAAGAGAAAAACAAUAUACAGGGAUUAAAAUUGAAUAACGAAUGUGUACCACUGUACAAUGAACUAAAUGAGAAUAGUUUUGCUUCUGAAAACUUGCCUAAAGUAAAAGUAUCAUCACCAAGAUAUGAUAUUUACGAUAACGUUAACAAUGAUAUAUUUAAAAAUUGUUCAGAUAUAUAUUAUAAUAAAAAAAAAAGUAGAAAUACAUCAUAUUCAUUUUUUAAUCAAGAUGAUAGUCCUUCAAAUAUAUUAAAGCCAUCAUUGGAUUAUUUUUUUAGGGAGCCAAUAUCUCAAAAUAAUGGAUUCAAUAAAAGUAUAAACAAAUAUAAUGAAUACUUAAAUAAUCCUAAUAAUAUAGAUUGUAAUUUAGAAAAUAUAAAAGCACACAAAAAAAACGAUGAAUUUUUUUAUACUAGUCCUAUAACGAACGAAAAUUAUAGUAUUCAGACAGAAAAGAAUUAUUCGAAAAGCCAUGCAUUAAAUGAUAAUUAUAAUGAAAUAAAAUUUAGUAGUGAUUUUUUGGAAGAAAAUUUUUUUGAUAAUAAAAAGAAAAAAAAAGAAAGAAGCGAAAAGAAAAAAAAAAAAAAAUAUUUAAUGCUACGUAUUGAUAAAUCAGAAUUGAAAAAAAUGAAAAAAAGAGAAAUGCAACAUCCCCCUGUUGGACUAAAAAAUUUAGGAAACACAUGUUACCUGAACAGUUUAUUACAAGCAUUAUAUAGCACCGUAUCUUUUAUAGUUAACUUAUUUUUAUUUAAAAUUAGCGGAAACAAAAAAAAAGACCAACACCAAGCAUUAAAUAAAGAGGAAAUAUGUAAAGGAGCACCAACUGAAGAAUCAGAGCACUUUUUAGAAGAAUUAAAAAGUUUUUUUAAAAAAAUGACAAUUACGAAUAAACCAUACAUAUCUACUGAGCAAGUAUUAAAUAUCCUUCCAAGUGAACUUAGUAACAAAAAGCAGCAAGAUGUAACUGAAGUGUUUAGGUAUAUAUUUGAUAAAUUAGGAGGGUCAGAUAAAGAAUUUUUAAGAUUAAUUUUUUCUGGAGUUAUAGUUCAGAAAGUCCAAUGCCAAAAAUGUCUUUAUAUUUCAAAAAAAGAAGAAAUUAUACAUGAUUUAUCAUUUCCUGUUCCCAUGCAUACUACUGAGGACUUGUCAAUACAAAAGUUUUUCGAUACUUUUGUUCAGAAAGAAAAAAUAUAUGGCAGUAACAAAUACAAAUGCUCUAAAUGUAAUAAAAGAAGAAAUGCUUUAAAAUGGAAUGAAAUUUUAUCACCUCCUUGUCAUCUUAUUUUGAUAUUAAAUAGAUAUAACUGGUCUUUUACAUCUAAUGAAAAAAAAAAGAUAAAAACUCAUGUGAAAAUAAAUUCAAAAAUAAUUGUAAAUAAUUUUGAUUAUAAAUUAUAUGGAGGAAUAAUACAUGGGGGGGUAUCAGCAUCAUCAGGUCAUUAUUAUUUUAUUGGAAAAAAAUCUGAACAUAGAAAAAAAAAUAAAAAUGAAUGGUAUCAAAUGGAUGAUUCAACUGUUACUAAAGUAAAUUCAAGACUAAUAAAUGAUAUUUCAGAGGAUAUAUCAAAUGAUCAUACACCUUAUGUUUUAUUUUAUCGAUGUAAGCAAGCACCUACUUCUCCUGCUUUGCAUUUUUAA
Messenger RNA from Plasmodium relictum, 8436 nucleotides. It is a transcript of the gene UBP1, whose product is annotated as ubiquitin carboxyl-terminal hydrolase 1, putative. Gene Ontology annotation, molecular function: cysteine-type deubiquitinase activity. The transcript is spliced from 3 exons. Bases 1 to 8436 code for a protein of 2811 amino acids. The record is from RefSeq and is a predicted model, not a curated record. Lineage: Eukaryota; Apicomplexa; Aconoidasida; Haemosporida; Plasmodiidae.